Messenger RNA from Helobdella robusta, 549 nucleotides. RefSeq lists its product as hypothetical. The transcript is spliced from 3 exons. NCBI's taxonomy places the organism in Eukaryota, Metazoa, Annelida, Clitellata, Rhynchobdellida, Glossiphoniidae. The record is from RefSeq and is a predicted model, not a curated record. Bases 1 to 549 code for a protein of 182 amino acids.
AUGGCAAUUUGGAUUUUGGAACAUGGAGUUCGAUGUCUGUUCAGAAGAAUUUCCAACAAACGUCACAACACCUGUGAUCAGUGCUUUAGAAUGCGCCCUGUUUGGUGUGGCAACAACGUGGCACUCGGCAAGCCAGCAACAAGUAGUUCAGUUUGGGGCGGGUACGCAUACCUCGCUGCAAGCAACAUGGUGGACGGCGAUGCUAACCCUAAUGACUACCUGGGGCACUGUUUCGUGUGCGACGAUGGUGCCGGGGGUCCAAAUUGGGCAGUUGUUGACCUCCUUAGCACACAUCACGUUGAUCGUGUUGACCUCUACUCAAAAGAUUGUUGUGCGGAACGACUGGAUUACUUCAUAAUCGGCCUCACGUCAGUAAACUACUUCCAAUCCUGGUCAAGCAUCAUCAGAGGUGCCUACCCCAUCUGUGCUCAAUAUAAGUACAAGGCGGUCAACCGCUCCAAGCAUACGUUGAAUGCCAAUGUAAUGCCAAUCUCCCUUCCUACCGUUACAUUAUUGCCCAGCAACCUGCCAAUGGAGUUGGACAUUUAA